Messenger RNA from Galleria mellonella (greater wax moth), 3376 nucleotides. RefSeq lists its product as uncharacterized. The transcript has 7 exons. The coding region runs from base 309 to 2117 and encodes 602 amino acids. The record is from RefSeq and is a predicted model, not a curated record. NCBI's taxonomy places the organism in Eukaryota, Metazoa, Arthropoda, Insecta, Lepidoptera, Pyralidae.
UAGUCAGUCGAAAUCGCGAUGUCAAAGAAGCGUGUACGCAUCGAUCCGCGCUGUAUGUUUACAUUAUUUUACGGAAUAAUACGUUCAUGUAAAGUUAUUUUUAUGAGUGAAAAACACUGGCCACUUCUGGAUUUGAAAUCGGAACGUGUUCGUCGGUGCGCGGUUGUGCGGUUUUGAAAUUGGAAUCGUGAGCCCGCGGUUUUCUCUUUUCAAAUGAAAUGUUACGUUCCUUUUUACGUUACAUUCGUUAACUUCCAGUUUUAAGUGUCUCUCUGUGGUGUUUAACUGUGUUUUCAUUUGUUUGUUGUAUGUUGUGUUUGGAUGUUUCACAGCUGAAAGCUUCAAAUAUAUUUUUAACAAAGGCAAUAAUCGACGCAUGGGACCGCAACAAGAUGUCGGGCAUGACGGGAGCAAGUAUGUUGCGCACACGCAGGAAAGAUGUCAACGUCAAACCGAACCGCAAGUUGGAUCGCAAGUCCUCUCGGGGCAUGCUAUACGAAAACGAAGAGCUCCGGCUGCGCACUAUUAACAUAAAUGCUGAAGUAGAAAGGGGUCAGUCGGAUAUAAAGAAAUUAAAGCGGGAGAACGAACAGCUGAAGCGGGAGAUAUCGGCGCUUCGAUACGAGUAUGACAGGCUGGAUACUAUGCUGAGGGAACGACGGUCUUCGCCCGAACACUCGGACGACAGCGCGUCUGUGUGCAGCGCGUGUCCGGACUGCGCGAGCGCUGACGGCUGCACGCGCGCUGUCGCCUUCAACGACCUCAGCGUAGUGCCUGAGGAAGGGGAACAAGACCCAAUCAAGAGCGGCGGCGAAUCACCAUGCACAUGCGAAGAAUGUCAGGCAGAGGCGGCGGGACUCAGUGAUUACAAGUCACCAAUGACAAUGGCACAAACACAGAACAAUGCACAACAACCAAAUACAGCACACAAUGGAGUCGAACGCACUGUGGACGUAAUAGUACAUGAUACACCCGCUACUCCAAAGUUCUUUGAAUCGGUAACUUCACCGCCAUACCACGCUCCCGCACCUCCCCCAGGUUUCGUCGUGGCGCCCUACCAACCUCCCAGAUUCCACACAGGAGGUAACGUUGAAGACUUGCUCGGCGAUGUCCAAUCAACACCAUCGAUACAAACCACUUUCAUACAACAAAACUCUGUAUUUAUGUGUAACACCCAACGAAUAAUGCAGAGACAAUGUUGCUGUCAAAAUCACGAAUCUAAUCCGCCAGCACUUGUGCAAAAUACAAAAGAAUCCGAAGCACCGAGAUAUGUUACCGAAAAGAAUAUAGAACUCACUUAUGAUUAUCCGAAAUCGACGCCGAUUCCAAGCAGUCCAAGCCCAAGGUCCGGAGACGAUGGUCAGACAACUACGACUGAAGUAGCGAGCACCGUCGUCUUUGUAGAGAGACAGAUUCCGAUCAAACCGAAGAAGUUCGACUUCUUUUUUAGGUCUCGAUCGGCACCAGUCGGAGACAACGAAGAACCUAUUUACGCAACAGUAAAUAAACUGCCUAAAAGGUUAAGACGCAUGGAACUUGCUAAUCUAGAGAAAGAAGUAGCAUAUAGAACAGGAGAGCCCGAUUCAUCGACACGCACAGAAAUGACGCUAAAAACUGAUUCAGAAUCUCAUGUGCCACCACCUGAUGAUGAUACCAGUCGGUCUGAAAGGGAGAAAUCAACAGUACCUAAAAGACCAGAUUCUCCAAAAGCAAAAAAAAGAAAACGAUUCUCUUUAACGUUCAAAAAGAGGGAAAGGAAAAGACGGGAUAAAAAAAAGGAUGCUAAAAAUGGUACAGCGAAAAAUGGAGUGCCAGUGCAAGUUGAGAGUGACAACGAGAGAUUGAUCGAAGAAGUCCAGGAGUUGGGCAAGCACAAACACUGCAACCGUCAUCGACCGAGGAACACUAUGUCAUCUUCCAGUUCCGGCCCGCGUUACAAGCGGGAUAGUUAUCAGGAAAUGACAACAUCCCACUCGGAACACGAGCGCACAAACAGCGUGUGUUCAUCAAUGAACUCCUUGGGGUCUGCAUGCACCCACAAGUCCAGGAAGUUGUCAGCUCCAAUCAACGACGGCUCCAUACCCUGGUGCGGGUGCUGGGGCGCGGGCUGUGUGUGAACUGUUCUGGCACUGCACAAUGCUCAACCGAAAUUAGGAACAGAGUGGCUAGCGUGUGUUGUACAAAGAUUUAAGUAACGCAUACACUACUCGAUAAGUUUAUAUGGAAAAUCUGAGUUUUCGAAACCAUUCACCAUAGGUGUAACAUUUUCAAUAUAAAAGUAAUGAAUAAAAGUGAGGGCGAUAAAAUAAAUCUUCGUACAACUUACAUCACACUCUGAUUGGACAAGAAUACAGAAGCUUCGGAAUUCAGAGAUGGAUAAUAUCUAAUAUUUAUAUAUUGAGUUCUUUUAGACGUUGAUGUGCACCCAUUCAUUACGAACGGGUUCUCCUUUUAGACUUUAUAUAUUGGAUAACCGAUAGUUAUAUAUAUCUGUUAUUGGGCCAGUAUAUGUAUAAAUAUUGUAACUACAAUAUAUAAAUAUUGCCAGAUAUUACCCAGCUAUAAUGCAAAGUAUUGUAUCUUAUAGGUGCUUUUAAAAUGUCACGUAGCACGGCAAAAUGUCGUAUCACUUACCGUCAUGGUUAUAAUUAUGGAGGAUAGACGUAAAGAGAAAUAUCUCAUAUGAGGUAACAGUAGAAAUGUUAGCUGUAAAUAACAGUUUCAAGUCCCUCCAGAAUGGCGCUAGAGUAGUAACAGUAUAUACGAGGUUUGUCCGGAAAGUACGUAUAAAAGUUUUUUAAAAUUUUUAUUUUACAAUUAUUCAGGUAAAUCAAUUUUAUCCCCUUCAAAGUACUCCCCCUGUGACAUAAUGCACUUGUGCCAACGCCGUUUCCACUGUGAGAAGGCUCCUUGAAAGUCCUCUGGUUGUAGGUUUCUCAGCUGCCCCGUCGUAGCUUUUUUUAUCUCAUUUAUGUCCCCCAAAUGCCGCCCCCGAAGUACCAAUUUGGUUUUUGGGAACAAGAAGAAGUCACACGGGGCCAAAUCCGGCGAAUAGGGGGGUGUUCGGUCACCGUAAUGGAAUUUUUACUCAAAAACUCACGGACAACAAGAGAGGUGUGGGCAGGGGCAUUGUCGUGGUGAAGAAUCCAACGCCCCUCUCGCGCCAAUUCUGGACGAACUCGUGCCACACGAGCUUUGAGGCGUCUGAGCACAUCGACGUAGAAUUUUCCAUCAACUGUCUGGCCUGGAGGGACGAAUUCUUGAUGGACAAUCCCCCGAACAUCGAAAAAAACAAUCAACAUUGUCUUGACAUUUGAGCGGGAUUUUCUUGAUUUUUUUGUUCGUGGUUCCCCGGAUGUCUUCCACUCUUUGCUUU